Triticum aestivum (bread wheat) is the source of this 802-nucleotide messenger RNA. RefSeq lists its product as uncharacterized. The record is from RefSeq and is a predicted model, not a curated record. The transcript has 3 exons. Bases 139 to 600 code for a protein of 153 amino acids. NCBI's taxonomy places the organism in Eukaryota, Viridiplantae, Streptophyta, Magnoliopsida, Poales, Poaceae.
GUGGCUUUUAGCACGGAACUCACUCACGUGCCUUCAAUAAGCGCUAGUAAACCCUAGCCAGUAGCCAUACGCCCAUCGCCUCCUCACCGCCGCCGACUCAUCCGCAUCCUCAUCCCCAUCCGCCCAUCUGAGGCAAGCAUGGCAGGCGGCCGACGAGGCGGUGCCACGGGCGCCUUUACUGUUGCCGGAAAGUUCAAUCCGGUGCCUGAGUACGCUGUUACCUUCGUCCGCGACUACGACAUCAAGGGCAUCGGUGCCAUAUUGGCUAAAGCUUCCCCUUGCUCCAUGGAGGAACGGAUCGAACUCUUCAGAAAGAAUGUGGAACAAUUCAGGAAGCCUAAUGCCAUUGGGACAUUCUCCAACAAAGGCAAUGCCAUGGACAAGGUGGGCGAGGAGAGCGACGUCGAGGAGGAGGGGGAUUACGAGGUGGAUGAAGAUUCGGGCGACGGUAUGGAUGAAGAUGAGGAGAUACCUGAGCUGAUGGUUGAUGGCAGUAAACCUGCUACUGAUGGACAGCUUCAAGUCCAUAAUGAAGGUGAACGACAGUGCAAGAAGCUAAGAUUAGCAGAAGAAGGCUUUGGGUGGCAAGGGAAAUUUUGAGAGGUCGUUUUUCUGCUAAGGUGGGAAAUUCUGAGAGGUCGUUUUUCUGCAAGGGAAAUUUUGAGAGGUCGUUUUUGAUAUUUCUACCUUGUCAUCUCGCUUGAGUAGGUAUGUUUCCGAGGACAAAAAUGGACGGUAGUAAUGCCAUGACUAGCUAUCUUCUUUUUUAUGGUAUUGAUCAAAGCAAGUACUUUCUGAUUUA